CCUGCGGAAUACUGGUGGAGCGUUUGUUGCGCUGUGUGGACCCAAGCACAUGUGGACGUCAGUGAUCUGAUGUUAUUGUAGUCAUUGAAGAAAAUGGCUGAUAGCGCAGGAAACUGGUGUCUGAUUGAAAGUGACCCUGGAGUUUUCACAGAAUUAAUCAAAGAAUUUGGUGUGAAAGGUGUCCAGGUAGAGGAACUGUGGAGUUUAGAUGCAGAACAAUUUGAAAAUUUGAAACCUAUCCAUGGGUUGAUCUUCUUGUUUAAAUGGGUUCAAGAUGACGAGCCCACUGGGUCCAUUGUUCAAGACACCCGACUGGAUAAAAUAUUUUUUGCUAAACAGGUCAUCAAUAAUGCCUGUGCUACUCAAGCAAUCCUUAGCAUUUUAUUAAAUUGCAAACACCCAGACUUAACUCUAGGCCCAACCCUUACAGAAUUCAAAGAGUUCUGCCAGACUUUUGAUGCUAACAUGAAAGGGCUCACACUGAGCAACUCUCAGACCAUACGCUCUGUUCACAAUUCAUUUGCCCGGCAGACCCUCUUUGAAUUUGAAUCCAAAUUGGCUUCCAAGGAUGAUGAUGUAUACCACUUUGUUGGUUACAUUCCUAUAGAUGGACGGUUAUAUGAACUGGAUGGACUUAAAGAAGGUCCCAUUGAUCUGGGUGCAGUUACUCCAGAUGUGGAUUGGUUAGAUAUUGUCCGUCCCAUUAUUGAGAAAAGGAUAAAGAAGUAUAAUGAAGGUGAAAUACAUUUUAAUCUAAUGGCAAUUGUAUCUGACCGAAAAAUGACAUAUGAGAAGAAAAUUUCACAGAUUCAAAAACAAAUGGAGGAGAGUGGCAUGGAAACUGAUAUUCAACAAGCAGAAAUCUCCAGGCUACGAUUACUGAUUGAGGAAGAAGAACUAAAAAAUAAACAGUACCAGAUUGAAAAUAUCAGAAGGAAACAUAACUAUCUCCCACUCAUUGUAGAGAUUUUAAAAAUACUUGCUAAAGAGGGUCAACUUCUGCCUCUUUACGAAAAGGCUAAGGAAAGAGCUCUGGAAAAGGAAACCAAGAGAGAAGAAGCAAAAGCAUGAAAACUCUUGUGUGUUACUAUACAAAUCAGAAACUCAAAUAUUACAAGAAUAGUGACAUUUUUGUUUUACCCACAAAUAAUAUAAAUGAAUCAUUCAAUAUCCUAAAAUGUGUUGGGAAAAUUUAUUCCUCUUGUUUUUAUUUUCUAAGGAAAUUUGUGA
Messenger RNA from Cryptotermes secundus, 1230 nucleotides. RefSeq names its product ubiquitin carboxyl-terminal hydrolase isozyme L5 (gene Uch-L5). Gene Ontology annotation, molecular function: cysteine-type deubiquitinase activity. Bases 94 to 1071 code for a protein of 325 amino acids. Gene Ontology annotation, biological process: ubiquitin-dependent protein catabolic process; protein deubiquitination. Gene Ontology annotation, cellular component: cytoplasm. The transcript is spliced from 7 exons. The record is from RefSeq and is a predicted model, not a curated record. NCBI's taxonomy places the organism in Eukaryota, Metazoa, Arthropoda, Insecta, Blattodea, Kalotermitidae.